Messenger RNA from Schizosaccharomyces japonicus yFS275, 1286 nucleotides. RefSeq lists its product as hypothetical. The record is from RefSeq and is a predicted model, not a curated record. The transcript has a single exon. Lineage: Eukaryota; Fungi; Ascomycota; Schizosaccharomycetes; Schizosaccharomycetales; Schizosaccharomycetaceae. The coding region runs from base 89 to 976 and encodes 295 amino acids. Gene Ontology annotation, molecular function: oxidoreductase activity.
AUAAUUUGCUACAUUGCAUAUAUAAUAAGAAAACCACGAUGCCCGAUGUCCAGUUUAUACAAGUUAAAAUUAAAAGUAAGCCCAAAACAUGUCGACGAAAGCAAGAGCAGCCGGUACAGUAACCAUCGGAAGUGACUUGACCGUAAACAGAAUGGGCUUUGGAGCCAUGAAAAUUACUGGUGACGGUAUCUGGGACAUGCCAGCAGACAAGGAAAAAGCGCUGGACACGUUGCGGACACUGCCCAAGUUGGGAGUUAACUUCAUUGAUACAGCCGACGCUUACGGCCCCGAAACAAGUGAGAACUUGAUUCGUGAGGUCUUGUACCCUUAUAAAGGUCUCGUUGUAUCCACGAAGGGUGGUCUUACUCGACAAGGACCAGGUAAAUGGAGACCUGUUGGUCGCCCAGAGUUACUGAGACAGUGCGUCUUAAUGAGUUUACGUCGUCUCGGUCUCAAACAACUGCCUCUCUGGCAUCUUCAUCGAAUUGAUCCAAAGGUGCCCCGUGAAGAUCAAUUUAGCGAGAUUCGAGAUAUGCAGAAAGAAGGCCUCAUUCGUCACGUCGGUCUCAGUGAGGUUACAGUCGCCGAUAUCAAGGAAGCUGAAAAGUAUUUCCCCGUUGCAACCGUGCAGAACAUGUAUAACAUUGUGACACGUAAGCACGAAGCCGUCCUCAAAUACUGUGAGGAAAACAAUAUCGUGUUCAUCCCCUGGUUUCCACUUGCGUCCGGUGAAUUAGUUAAACCUAACAGCUUUUUGCACAAUGCCGCAACCCAACUUAACUGCAGCCCUGCACAGGUGUGCCUUGCUUGGCUUCUACAUCAUUCCCCAGUUAUGCUUCCGAUUCCUGGAACAACCUCUGCAAAGCAUCUUCAAGAGAAUUUUGCCGCUGCUGAGAUUCGGAUUCCUGAGAAGUUGUACAAAGAACUGGACGAAUGGGGUAAGAAGGCUGAAGAUACACCAUAUCCUCCCGAGUAAUUAAUGCAUAAUUGUUCCAGAAGUACGCAGACGAGAGAAGUCAUACUUAACUGGAUCUUUUACGUUAAUGCACGCUAGAUUUUUAAAGAAUUCUUCAAACAGAACGGAAAAAGGGUGACCAUCAUUGUUGAGGAUAACGCUAGCAGUUAUGAUGAAGAAGUAUUGUUUAUUUGCCUUAUGAAUGCGAUCGCGUCGUCAUUUAGGGAUUGGAUAUAUAACAGCGACCCCUCCUAGAACUCUAGCAUUAACACAUUGUAAAAAAAUUCAAGAAUGUCGUUAAAGACCUAAAACUUCGAAUAUUUCGAAUAAA